This is a messenger RNA of Penicillium lagena, 1476 nucleotides long. RefSeq lists its product as uncharacterized. Lineage: Eukaryota; Fungi; Ascomycota; Eurotiomycetes; Eurotiales; Aspergillaceae. The record is from RefSeq and is a predicted model, not a curated record. The transcript is spliced from 2 exons. Bases 1 to 1476 code for a protein of 491 amino acids.
AUGGCCUCUCCUCGAGAUUAUAGUCGAAUAAUUCAUUCUCCCUCUUUCACCUUCCUCGUCGGGCCAAAACACACCAAGCUGACCAUUCAGUCAGGGCUGGCCCAGCAUGUCUCGAGGCCGAUGCAUAAUCUGAUGAACGGGCUUACGAGAGAGUCGAAGGAUCGCAUCGCUGUGCUCGAAGAUGAGGAUGUCGAGACCUUUGUGGCAUUCUGCGAGUAUGCAUAUACAGGCGAUUACACUGUGCCAUCUAGAUACAAGGCAAAAGAAAGAGAUAGAGCGGAUGGUGGUGCUGAAACGCUUGCAUCCGGUUCUAUUUCAUCGGCCAUCCCGCCAUCCGCUUUACCAGAGAUUAGUCAAGAGAUUGAGGAGACGGCUGCUGAUCUGAAUACGAACGCUGAUGAAUGUGAAUCUCUGAAGAGAGAGGGAAUAGAGGAACAUGGGCAGAAAGAGGGCGUUGAAAACGCUCUUGAUUACCCGCAGGUCGCAGCAAAGGAGGAAUCGGAUGAAUUGAUACCUCGGUCAGAAUAUACACAACAGGCAGAACACGAAAAGAAGAAGAAAGAAGCAGAUCCGAGCAAAGGAAUGGUUGAAGACCAGCCUGUUGCUCAUUUGACACCACCGAAAACGCCUCCUCUGGGUCGGACGAAUGAUAGUGGUGAGACCUCCCCAGAAGACGCUAGAGAAGCAAGAGACGAUUCGAGGGAAUCCACAGCCAUAGAUACAGCUGUUGGAAACAGCAUGGCACCGGCAUCCGUUUCCAUCGUGGCAGACAAAAGCGAAGAAGAAAAUGCCAAGAAUAGCUCAGACGAGCAAGGAAUGACCCCAAGAGCAGUCAUCGACAUGUCCUUCGCCAAACAGCAUGACUGGGCGCCUCGUGAGCCGGGACUGAGCCUGUGGGACGAAUUUUUGGCCCUCCAGUACACAGAUAGUCCAUCCAAAAGCAACCAAAACAGCCCCUACCCUUCUAGUGAUGCCACAGCUUCCAUUCCAUACCUCACCUUCCAUGCAAAAGUCUACAUUUUCGCUACGCGCUACCUCAUCCCAGCGCUAGCACAACUUUGUCUUCAAAAGCUGCACAGAGAUCUACUUCUUCUGCCACUAUCAGACGCAGACUUGACAGAUUCCACUUGGAAGACACAGAGUAUAUCCGGUGGGUUGGCCGCACGCAAUGCCCAGGUAGUCCUGAAAUUGUUGCAUUAUGUCUACGCGCAAACUACCCGUCUCGAACCCAUCUCACCCACAUCUGCCACGCAGCUGCGAGACAAUGAGCUGCGCAAACUGGUCGUGCAUUACGCUGCCUGCAAGAUGAGGGAGCUGGCGCAUUGUUCCUCGGCGGGAGAUAGUGUCAGAGCGACACCGAUGAGGCCGGUGGAUGCUAGAGAUAAAACUGGGAGAGACUUUGUUCCAAUGACUCUCAGAGAACUGUUGGAUUCGACGAGGGAAUUAGGCUCUGAUCUUCUUUAUCGAAUGAUGUGA